Messenger RNA from Setaria italica (foxtail millet), 1334 nucleotides. Its product is annotated as 2'-deoxymugineic-acid 2'-dioxygenase. The coding region runs from base 89 to 1114 and encodes 341 amino acids. The record is from RefSeq and is a predicted model, not a curated record. NCBI's taxonomy places the organism in Eukaryota, Viridiplantae, Streptophyta, Magnoliopsida, Poales, Poaceae. The transcript is spliced from 4 exons.
UUAUUGCCCUCCGAAAUCUCUCUCCGGUCGCCUAUAAAAUGGCACACUAAAGAACACACUCCUCUCCUCCCUCUUCUUCAAUCAAUCCAUGGAGAACAUGCUCCACCUAGCACCGUGCCGCGCAUCGGUCCCGGACUGCUUCAUCGUGCCGCCCGAGCAGCUCCCGCCGGCCGCCUCCGUCGCCGCUGUGUCCCUGCCCGUCGUCGACCUAUCUGGCAGCCACGACGAGGUUUGCCGAGCCAUUCUCGACGCUGGCAAGGAGUUCGGCUUCUUCCAGGUGGUGAACCACGGAGUGUCCGAGCAGGUGAUGCGGGACAUGGAGGCGGUGUGCGAUGAGUUCUUCGAGUUGCCGGCGGAAGAUAAGGCGCAUCUGUACUCGGAGGACAGGCAGAAACCCAACCGGCUCUUCUCCGGCACCACCUACGAGACAGGCGGCCAGAAGUAUUGGAUGGACUGUCUCCGCCUUGCCUUCACCUUCCCCGUCGGCGACAGCACGAGCGAAUGGCCUGAAAAUCCUGAAAGGCUUCGGGAGAUUUUCGAGAAGUUUGGCGUUCUGACAAGGGGUGUGGGGAUGGAGUUGCUGCAGCUGCUGUGCGAGGCCAUGGGGCUCCGGCCUGACCACUUCGACGGUGGCCUCAGCAGCGGCGAUGCGAUCCUAAGUGUCAACCACUACCCACAAUGCCCGAACCCAAGCAUGACUCUUGGUCUGCCUCCGCACUGUGAUCGGAACCUCAUCACCCUAGUCCACACUGGUCCCGUACAUGGCCUUGAGGUUCUCUACAAUGGCGACUGGAUCAAGGUCGAGCCCAUGCCCAACGCCUUCGUCGUCAACUUCGGCCUCCAACUCGAGGUUGUGACCAAUGGGAUCUUGAAGAGCGUAGAGCACCGUGUGAUGACCAACUCGAUGCUGGCACGGACGUCGAGGGCGGUGUUCAUACAGCCUAAGGAGGACUGUCUCGUCGGCCCUGCGGACGAGUUCCUUAGCGAGGACAACCCUCCAUCCUACCGCACCGUAACGUUCGGCGACUUCAGGCGCACGCAUAGCAUUGUGAAACUGAAGUCAUCUCUCAAUCUCACAACUAAUCUCAAGAACAUCCAGAUGAAGGAUAUAUGAACAGUAGUGCUCAAUUCUCUCCAUUCUCUUUCGUGGAAUUAAUGGAUAUACUGAGCAGAUGGGCCGGGAUAUGCUGCAAUUUUAGCACACUUCCAAGAGAGCUAAACCGGCAAAAAAAAAAAUAGUAAAUCCAAUCACGGAAAAUAAUGGGCAUGCUCGUGAGGAAAGAAUUCCAUGGAUUGCAAUUUACUUCUGGUGGAACUCAUCCAUCAGUCGAAUA